CUGCACGGGAGCUCAAAAUAUUAUAUUCAUUUAUGUGCACAUAUCUGUGGAUACUGGUGAUAUGGGUCUUGACUUAUAUAUGUUUUAAUUUACACAGGGUCACACGCGAUCCGCGCCGACGAAACUAUCUAUUGAACAUUAAUCCAGACAGUCGGUAUGACCAGAAUGUGUUACACAUAAGUCAGCGGAAGGAGCUAGACAGCACUUGUAUUCAGGAAAAGUCCCGUACACGUACUGUUGAACGGCAAUCCAUCAAGGCCAAGCCGUUACAUGUAGAAAACCUGAGAGUUUUCUUCGGAUCCAAAGCGGCGCUAAAGCAUAUAAAUUUCAUGGUCGAGUGGUACCAAAUUUUGAGCGUUUGCGGGGAAAAUGGAGCUGGCAAAACAGUGUUGAUAAAAGCAAUUCUAGGCAGCAUAAGUGUCUUUAAUAACCAGCCCAGCGAACAUGAAUACUGUAUUCAAACCGCCUAUAGUGCUCAGGUUGAUGAAAUAUUGGAUCCGCUGACGGUAUUAGAAUCUAUUGAAAUGGUGCUGACAAUUCGUGGGUUAAAAAAUGUAAAUCUGAAAAACUCGGCACUGGCUUUGUGCAGGAUCUUUGACUUAUACAAUUUUCGGUUAUUUUCGCUUACCUCAUGCAGUCUUGGUGUACUAAAGCGUUUAAGUAUUGCAAUAGCUCUAACUGGCUAUGCUGAUUUAAUCUUGCUGGACGACCCUUUUUCCCACCUGGAUAUAAUCAGCCAAAACAAUAUUCAUCAUUUGAUAGAAGCGAUAUGCAGACAAGGCUACUCAGUGGUCUACACUUGCUCUAACUUGAACUCCCAAGCCGUUCCGCGCAUUGCUACAAUUAGUAACUCAAAUAUGACCGCUAUUGGUGAGCGGCAGGAGCUGUUGGGAAUGAAUUUAACAUACUACGUCGUCGAAGCACAAAUCGAUAUUCAAAGGCUUUCAGAGCAUAAAUCACUAAAGGAGGGGCUCUACCGAAGAUCAAAAUUUAAUAGAAGUAAUCCUAAUGUUGACGGAACUGUCCAGACUUGGCCUACAGUAGUGCACCCUAAGUCUGAGAAUGAACACACAAUUCAUUUUAUGAUGUGCCGUAUAAUUGAAAAAAUAUUUCCACAUGCGAUUGUUAAGACAGCGAGUAUUCAGACGGCAUGUUUUUGGCUAUCCAAUCAUUUGUACUCUAUGUCGCAGAUAGUUAAUACGCUCGAAAAAAAUAAACACAUUUUGUACUCUUUCUCAAUUGCUCCACCAGCUGUAAGCUCCAAACACCUUCAUAUUGCUUCUUAUUCGAUUUCUGAAGACUAUGAAAUAAAAGGCUAAUUAUUUU
This is a messenger RNA of Drosophila miranda, 1326 nucleotides long. RefSeq names its product zinc import ATP-binding protein ZnuC-like. NCBI's taxonomy places the organism in Eukaryota, Metazoa, Arthropoda, Insecta, Diptera, Drosophilidae. The transcript has 4 exons. The coding region runs from base 33 to 1319 and encodes 428 amino acids. The record is from RefSeq and is a predicted model, not a curated record. Gene Ontology annotation, molecular function: ATP hydrolysis activity; ATP binding.